This is a messenger RNA of Aspergillus aculeatus ATCC 16872, 2272 nucleotides long. RefSeq lists its product as uncharacterized. The record is from RefSeq and is a predicted model, not a curated record. The transcript is spliced from 3 exons. Gene Ontology annotation, molecular function: serine-type carboxypeptidase activity. Gene Ontology annotation, biological process: proteolysis. The coding region runs from base 366 to 2027 and encodes 553 amino acids. NCBI's taxonomy places the organism in Eukaryota, Fungi, Ascomycota, Eurotiomycetes, Eurotiales, Aspergillaceae.
AGCGGAUAUGUCCUCUGCGACUGGUCCCCCCUUGAUAUUUGCUAAGAACGCCGCAUGUCCACCCGCCGCAUGUCUAGCCAAUCCAACAAGGCGUCUAUAGAGUGGCCCAUGGAGCCGUACCCACUUUGUUGAGGAGACUGAAGCCAUCGCGAGAUUUGAACUUGCGCAAUCUGAUCUCCCACCGAACCAGCCGAGUGGGUGAGCCGAGUGGGCGCGCUUACCCCCCUAGCUAUCACUAGCUAUCACACUCGGCACGGAGGCGUCCAGCUUGCUGGGUACAAGAUCGGCCUGAUCCCCGUCCGCGUUGUCACAGGGGAAAAGUUUCCGUCAUCCAGUGGAAUCCUUUCGCAAAUCACUGAUUGAAGAUGCUGCUUCCAUCCUUCCCUGUAACAGGGGUUGCUACUGCCCUUCUGUUGCGCAAUGCUGUGCAUGCAUCCCAGCCUGGCUCGUCCGUGCAAAAAGCCCGAGCCUACGACCGGUUUUCCAGCCGUCCUACGAGGGAUCAUGCUCCUAGAGUUCAGUCGAGCAACACUUCCACCUACCGGUUCUGGAAUGACAAGACUAAGCCCCACUUGGUGGAAAGCUUACCAGACGUCCACUUCGACUUGGGUGAGAUGUACUCGGGUUCGAUUAAUAUUACCUCGCACCGGAAUGAAUCCCGGUCUCUCUUCUACAUCUUCCAGCCCAAGAUCGGCGAACCGUCAGACGACUUGACCAUCUACCUCAAUGGGGGACCAGGGUGUUCCUCCGAACAAGCAUUCUUCCAGGAGAAUGGACGGUUCACGUGGCAGCCGGGCACAUACGCGCCGGUCAUUAAUCAGUACUCGUGGGUCAACCUGACCAACAUGUUAUGGGUCGACCAACCGGUGGGAACUGGUUAUUCAGUGGGCACACCGACCGCGACCAACGAAGCAGAAGUGGCCGCGGACUUUCUCGAGUUCUUCUCGAAGUUCCAGGAUCUGUACGGCAUCAAGAACUUCCGCAUCUUCGUGAGCGGCGAGAGCUACGCGGGGCGGUAUGUUCCCUACAUUUCCUCGGCGAUGUUAGACAAGAACGAUACCACCCACUUCAACCUCAGCGGUAAGCCCGCUCACCCCCUCCAUCACCUCGCACCAACUAAUGCUGUGUGCACAGGAGCCCUCCUGUAUGACGCCUGCAUCGGCCAAUGGGACUGGGUCCAAGCCGAACUCCCCGCGUACCCUUUCGUCCAGCAACACGCCUCCCUCUUCAACUUCAACGAGACCUUCAUGACCUCGCUAGCAACCACCUACGAAGAAUGUGGCUACCAGGCCUACUUCGACGAAUACUUCACCUUCCCGGCCUCCGGCAUCCAACCGCCGAAAUACAUGAACUACUCGGAGUGCGACAUCUACAACGCGAUCUACAACGAAGCCUUCUCUCCGAACCCAUGCUUCAACCCCUACCGCGUCAUCGACGAGUGUCCCCUGCUAUGGGACGUGCUAGGCUUCCCGACGGAUCUGGCCUACGAGCCCGCACCGACCACCUACUUCAACCGGGCGGACGUCAAGCGCGCCCUCCACGCCCCCCAGAACAUCGAAUGGGAGCUGUGCAGCACCGACCCCGUCCUCGUGGGCGGGGACGGCGUCUCCGGGCCCGAGCAGGUAGGCGACGACUCGCCCAAUCCGACCGAGGGGUCCCUGCCGCGCGUCAUCGAGGCCACCAACCGUGUGCUCAUCGCCAACGGCGACUGGGACUACCUGAUCAUCACCAACGGCACCCUCCUGGCCAUCCAGAACAUGACCUGGCACGGCCAGCUGGGGUUCGCGGCCGCCCCCGCCACCCCCAUCGACAUCCGCAUGCCCGAUCUCCAGUGGGCGGGCGUCUUCGAUGCGCAGGAGGGUUACGGGGAUCUGGACGGGCCGCAGGGCGUGAUGGGCGUCCAGCACUACGAGCGCGGGCUGAUGUGGGCCGAGACCUUCCAGGCCGGGCAUAAGCAGGCCCAGGAUCAGGGCCGCGUCUCGUAUCGGCAUCUGCAGUGGUUGUUGGGGGAGGUCGAUAGUCUUUGAUUUCGGGGACGCAGACCCUGGUUGCUGUAUUGGUUCAUCCUUGGGGGGGAAGGGGGGGGUAAAUUUUGAUUCUAAUUGUGCUGCGAGGGUUGGUGUAUGAGGUGUGCAUUUGGUGUUGGUGCGGCGCAUGUAUGGAUGAGCGUGUUCGCUUCAAUCAGUGUAUGAUAGCCUCAAUUUGUAAUAGAGUGGUCAGUGAUAUUUCAGUCGACGGUCAGCGUUCCAAAUCGGUGUGAGCCCCGACGAAG